Aureobasidium namibiae CBS 147.97 is the source of this 3216-nucleotide messenger RNA. Its product is annotated as putative phosphoethanolamine N-methyltransferase. Gene Ontology annotation, cellular component: endoplasmic reticulum membrane. The transcript is spliced from 2 exons. The record is from RefSeq and is a predicted model, not a curated record. The coding region runs from base 1 to 3216 and encodes 1071 amino acids. Lineage: Eukaryota; Fungi; Ascomycota; Dothideomycetes; Dothideales; Saccotheciaceae. Gene Ontology annotation, biological process: GPI anchor biosynthetic process. Gene Ontology annotation, molecular function: mannose-ethanolamine phosphotransferase activity.
AUGUCAGCAAGCGAUGGGGCCAGUAUUGCGGCUCAAUUGACCGGAGCAGGAAACCAGCAAGCUCAUAUUCCAAAGACUGAGACGUCCAAGCAGGUGCAGAACGAGCGCCGCCAGACUUUCAAGCGCCGCCAUGGUUUCCUCGUUGGUUUCUUCGCCUUGAUUCUGGUAUUCCACGCCUUGGGCAUUUACCUUUUCCUCAGCGGCUUCCUCCUGACACGCCUCGUCUUGGACCACAAAUCCGAGUGCGCCGUGCCUCCAGUCCCGCUCGCCUUGUCCUACACGCCUGGCUCUCCAGACGAUGGCUGUUGGCACCCCAAGUCCUUUGACAAGGCUGUUGUCAUCAUUGUCGAUGCCCUUCGCUACGACUUCACCGUACCCUGGGCCCCCAAGCACCCGCAACAUGCCUCGCAGCACUUCCACAAUGCUCUGCCCAUCUUCUGGGACACCGCUGUAGCUGAACCCGAGAACGCCUUCCUUCUGCCCUUCAUCGCCGACCCUCCUACCACAACCCUGCAACGUCUAAAGGGGCUGACCACCGGCACUCUCCCCACCUUCAUCGAUGCAGGCUCCAACUUCGCUGGGACUGCCAUUGACGAGGACAAUUUGGUCGCACAGCUCAAGGCUGCUGGCAAGAGAAUAGUCCACCUUGGAGACGAUACAUGGCACUCGCUGUUCCCCGAAUACUUUGAUCCUGAGCUUACUCGCGCCUACGACUCCUUCAACGUCUGGGAUUUGCACACGGUCGAUAAUGGUGUCAACGACCACAUCUUCCCCCUGUUGCACUCAACCAACACUUCCUCCUGGGAUGUCAUCUUCGGUCACUAUCUGGGUGUUGAUCACGCUGGCCACCGCUAUGGGCCUGAUCACCCUGCAAUGGCUUCGAAGCUUCACGAGAUGAACGGUGUCUUCGAGAGGAUGAUUGCUGCACUUGACGACAAGACCUUGCUGGUUGUUAUGGGCGAUCAUGGCAUGGACGCCAAGGGUGACCAUGGCGGAGAGUCGGAUGACGAGGUCGAGGCCGCUCUCUGGAUGUACUCGAAACAGGGCCUUUUCGGUCGUCGCGAUGCAUCCGCUGCAAAGCCUCCGAUCACUGCAAAGGAGAGACCUGUCGCACAGAUUGAUCUGGUUCCCACAUUGUCUUUGCUUCUCGGCAUGCCUAUCCCUUUCAACAAUCUCGGCCAGCCCAUCGAGGAGGCCUUCAUCGGCAAGAACUCCAAUGACUACGAGAACCUCGCUCGGGUCAGCCAUCUGACUGCCGGUCAGAUUCAUAGGUACCAGAAGGAGUACUCUGCUGUUCGCAAACUCGACUCGGCCAGUACCCUCCCUCCCGAGACUCUCUGGGAAGCAGCUUCCAGAGUUUGGCAUGAGGUCGAACAGGCCAAGAAACCUUCUGUCGAGCUCUGGCAAGCAGCCUACACUCAGCUCCGCGCCUACCAACACGAGAAUCUACGCGUAUGCAAGAGUCUCUGGGCCCGUUUCGAUCUGAUCAGCAUGGCAAUGGGUAUCAGUCUACUUACUGGCGCACUCCUUACUAUUGUGCUCUUCGCGAACGGAUUCAGUGGAGAUCGUGGCGAGAUCGUCUCUGGUCUCUGUGUCCGUGGCGUUGUGGGUGCGGCCAUCGGAGCUGGUGCUGGCCUUCUUUUGGGAGGUCUGAUUCCGGUUUCUUGGAUUAAUUCCGUUGUCUUUUUCUCUGGAUUGAGCGGCAUUUUGGGUACACUCUCGUGCUUCGUAUCCACACCCUCGAAGCUCCGUGCUCCAGUACCUGCCUCUUUCUGGGGUUGGAUAUGCACCAUCCCUCCUGUUCUUCUUUGCAUCGGGUUCGCUUCAAACUCUUUCACAAUCUGGGAAGACGAGAUCCUACUUUACAUGCUUUGCUCGAUUGGUGCUUUGAUGCUUGCCUCUUCAUUGCGCCUGCAGAAUCCUCAGGAGCGCUUGCUUGGUUCAUGGCAUUCACUCUCAUUCAUUGUCUUGACCCGACUCGCAUCUCUUUCUCGCCUUUGCCGUGAAGAGCAAAUGCCUUUCUGCAGAUCAACAUACUACGCCUCGGCCACUUCUUCGACCUCGGCUUGGUGGCAGCUUACUAUUCCCUUCAUCAUUGCUGUUAUUCUGCCAAGCGCUAUCCGCGACUUCUUCGCUCGCACCAAGAACUACCAAGGUACAGCUGUACUAUGGUUGAGUAUUGCAUUCCGUAUUGGUCUUGUACUCUCUGCAAGUUACUGGAUCCUGGAUGCAGCUGAUGACAACGACUGGAUUCCCCAAGUCUCGAGUGAGAAUUUGAAGACCGUUCGUGUGUUCAUCGCCCAAGCCAUCUUGGCUAUUGCCUGGGCAGCUGGUUACAGCGCGUAUCUCUACUCUGCUCCGUUCUUAGGUGUUGAGACUGAGACACCUGCACCCGAGACAGAACUCAUGGACCCCAACGAUCCGAUGUCAGCCAUGUUUACACCGAUCAAGCCGCAACAGCGCAAGAAGAUCAUCAUUCUCGGCUACGCCAAUACUCACGGUACCCGAUACUUCCUCCUGCCAACCAUUUGGGCACUCGUUCUUCUCCUUCUCCAAAAACCUAUGGGUCAGGGCACACUUUCCCUGUGCUUACUCAGCAUUCUUAACCUUCUUGAAGUCAUCGAUGCAAACGACUUGCGCAAUUCGCCCCUGGGCCCUGUAACAUUGGCUCUGAUGGCUGGCUUCUACUUCUUCAAGACCGGACACCAAGCCACACUCUCGUCGAUUCAGUGGGAGUCUGCAUUCAUCCCAUUAAAGACUAUCAAGUAUCCUUGGUCGCCCAUGCUAGUCAUCAUCAGCACAUUUGCACCUUAUGUUCUCUGUGCACUUGCUGUUCCUGCGGUUGUAUUCUGGAAGGUGCCACCUCGCACUCCAGGCCUGAUGAACCAGGUCGCCAAGGCACUCGCUACCCACGUAGUCUUCUACGCUGCCAUUGCUCUUGCCACCGUCGUUGAGGCUGCUUGGCUUCGCCGUCACCUGAUGCUCUAUCGUAUCUUCAUGCCUCGCAUGUUACUCGGUGUCGUGGUACUCUUGGUUGUGGAGUUGGUGGGUAUUAUUGUUGGCCUGGUGGGCAUCAGGAGCAGCAUCCGCAGUGUGGCAGAAGUGUUCGGUUGGGGCCCACUGGUUGAGGAAACACCUGUUCCGGAAGCUCAGCCUGUAGCUCCUGAACCAGCAGCAGCAGCAGUAGAGACUUCUGAAGAGGUCAAGAAAGAUUAG